This is a messenger RNA of Mytilus trossulus (common blue mussel), 3308 nucleotides long. RefSeq lists its product as uncharacterized. The record is from RefSeq and is a predicted model, not a curated record. The transcript has 4 exons. Lineage: Eukaryota; Metazoa; Mollusca; Bivalvia; Mytilida; Mytilidae. Bases 122 to 2545 code for a protein of 807 amino acids.
CGUUACCGGAAACGCCUAUUUUCGUUUUCAAAAUGUAAACACAUCGGAUAGCUAUUUUCCUCUAAAUCAGAAUCAUAACUCAGUAACUGCAUACAUGCAGUACAUGUAGUACAUACAAUUGAUGGGGAAACAAGGAAGUAAAUUACUUUGUGGCUGUGGACGAAAAAAUACCCGUCCUAAGACAAUAAUAUAUCAUCCUUCAGAUGAACCAGAGUUGGAUAUACAGCAAAAAGCUGCAUUAUUAAAAGAUCAAGAUGAUGACGUAACAGUUUCAAAAAUUGAAUUGCAUACAACAACAGAUUCUGACAAGGACAGAAUCUCAAUACAACUUGCUGAAAAGACAUCUAAAUCUGUUGGUCUGAUAAUGGGAUACCUAACCUACGGUACCGGAUUCCGAGUUGGAGAGAAAUAUGUAAUGACAUCGCUACAUUUUGUGAAAGACAUAUGCAGUUUUGGUGGAAUUUUCAAAGAAUCAAAUCUAGAAAGCCCAGAUGUUUAUAUAUGCUUUGGUUAUACAUAUAAGUUCAAGGAAGAUAGUCGUAUUUUUCAUUUUCGUGGACAAAUGCAAUACGCAAAUGAAGAACUGGACGUUGCAAUAUUGGAACUGACAGAGAGGGAUAAUAAAUCCUUACCUCCAAAGAUACUAUGUAGCAUAGACUCUAACUAUGAUUGUUUAUUUAAUGUACUUGGGCAAUCGUAUAGCAUCCCAAACCAGAUCACUGCUUACAACAUAAAAAUAUUACAGAAAGAUAUGAAUGUUAUCAACAAGGCUCGAGCUUGGAGCUUAGACAUGUUUUAUGAAAAUGGAUAUAUUGGUUUAGAUGACCCUAAUGUUGAAUUAUGUUACUGUAAAUAUCAAUUCGGUAUGGAUGGUUCGCCUGGUAUUGUUCCUAUAUUACAGGAAAAAGGGUUGUCAUCCGAGGAGAGUAAAAGGCAAAUUAAUUUACAAAUAGCUCAAAAUGAAUGUUCACAAGAGAUUCGUCGUGAUCAUGAAUCUCAACGGCACAAAGUGUCAACUUCAUUCAAGGAAACAAUAUAUGUCAAACAAGAUGACCCCUCUGAUUCAGUGUUAACUAACAAUACACAAAACAUGCAAAGUAACGAAUCAGACUCUGACAAUGAAAUAACAUAUGUAAAAAUGGUCGCCCCUCGAAAUAAUGCGGCAGUUUCUAAAUCCAAUUUUGAUAGGCUUUCCAUGAAUAUCAAUCAUACUGAAAAAUGCAGAUCUGAUGAUGACCGGAGAGGUUGUAGCGUCAAUAAAAGCGUUACUUACCAAAACAUGCCCCUAAGGGAUGAUUCGAAUAAACACACAUCAAAAGACAUUUCGACCGAUUCAAAUCAGUUAGAAGAAGUUUCGGUUGAUACAUCUCCAAACUUGGAUGGUUUCAAUCUAUGUUUAACACAACAAGAAAAUGUUACAGAUGAUCGUAAAGAUGAGGAUCAGGUCAGUGAGAUUAAUUUACUCGCAGAAGAGCUCAAUGAGAAUAAAGAAUAUUUGUCAGACUUAUCAGUUGAUGACACACACCACACUGACUAUGGAUUGAAUGAUACACACCACACUGACUAUGGAUUGAAUGAUACACACCACACUGACUAUGGAUUAAAUGAUGCACACCACACUGACUAUGGAUUGCAUGAUACACACCACACUGACUAUGGAUGGAAUGAUACACACCACACUGACUAUGGAUUGAAUGAUACACACCACACUGACUAUGGAUUGAAUGAUACACACCACACUGACUAUGAAUUGAAUGAUGCAAACGAAUGCCCCUCAAAUGAACAGUCAGUUCAAAAAAAUAUACGACCAGAUAUCAAUGAUAACAAUAACAAAUUAGCUGAUACUGAAAGCUUUACAACGAAUAAUGACAAUUCAGCAACUAAAAGUGCAUGUUACAAUUUGACCCCUUCAGAUUGUUCACGGAAGGAUUUUAAUGAUGAUGCAAGAUGUAGUGGCAAUGAAAUGUGUCCGGAGAAAGAUUCAUUGGAAACAAUGGUUAGGGACGAGAAAACUAUUGACGUUUCUGUUGAAAUGGACAGAAAGAUGCAAAAUGAUAGGCUUCAGGAAUCGUCUAGUAUUCAACAAAUAGUUGACGAGAAUACAUUCAAACUGGAUGGAACUAACCAUCAAGAAAGCCAUGUGGAUAAUGAUUACGAAUCAUCAGAGUUGGAUGAUAAUCAAAUUAUAUUAACUGAAACUAAACAGACUUACGAGUUAGAAGAAAUAAGCUUGAACCGUCAUUGUACAUCUCUUGACGAAGAAACAUCGGAUUCAGAAAAAUCUAUUUCAAACACAGCUGUUUAUGAACCAGUUGUCGUUUUCAUGGUAUUAAGAGGUUAUCCUACUUUUUAUUACAAAGAUAAAAGGUCAGUUGAAAUGGAGGAACUUGUCACAAGUGAUAAACUAGUAAACGCUGGUGUUACCAUGAAAUCUGUUUAUGAUCAUAUGAAACAAUACCAUAUUUACCGAGAACUCUGCGCCGAUAUAUUUGUGUCGAAAAAACUGCGAAUUGGGCUUGAAAAUUCACGUGUUGUUUACAACUAAACAUAAAUAUAGUAUCACAGCUUUCUGUAUACAGUCGUAUAAAUGCGCCAAUGAUGAAUGAUAAAAUGUACGAGUGAGCUCUUUAACGGAAUUUUCCGGAAACCUACUUCCUGUGCUCCGAUACGUUUGAGUUGCAAGUGGGGUAUGCUUAGAACAUCAAGGUUUACAUUCGUGUUAUUUCUGUUUUAAGAUUACACCCAGGUACAAUACGUGCAGGCCAGAUGAACUUGAAAGUAUAAUUAUGGCUAUCAUGUGCAUAACACUCGUUUCUUGAAUUGUAAAACGGUUGUAAUGUAAUAAAGAAAUAAAGAGAUGUAGUAUGCUAGCCAAUUAGACCACCAUCUUUUUAUACCAAACGAUUAUUAUGAAAGCAAUUGCAUAUCCUUCUACGACAUCAAAGAUGGGCAAACCCUUAUUGCAGUAAAGUCUCAGGCCAUACUAUAACCAAAUCAAACCAACACAAAACAAAACGAGAACUCUGAUACCCUGGUUCCUUCUAUGGUAGACAGCAACAUACGACUGUUACUAGAUUACAGGACUGCCUUGGGACAGGUACAGAACAUGGCGGGGUUAAACAUGUUUGUAUAAGCUUUCAACCGCCUCUAGUCUUGGUAAGUGGUGGAACAAUAUGAUAUAGGAACAAACUGCAACACUUAGUCGGAAAAGUAUUGACUCAAGACGAAAUGCGCAACAUACCGUUCUGGCAACUUUUAUAAGCUAGAAUAAAGUCUGAAUUAAUAGACUAGUUCUCAAUAAAUAAAUA